This is a messenger RNA of Pleuronectes platessa (European plaice), 2504 nucleotides long. It is a transcript of the gene arhgap36, whose product is annotated as Rho GTPase activating protein 36. Bases 423 to 2504 code for a protein of 693 amino acids. The record is from RefSeq and is a predicted model, not a curated record. The transcript is spliced from 13 exons. Gene Ontology annotation, biological process: signal transduction. NCBI's taxonomy places the organism in Eukaryota, Metazoa, Chordata, Actinopteri, Pleuronectiformes, Pleuronectidae.
CACACACACACACACACACAAACACACACACACACACACACACACACAGAAUCAACAUUGACAGAGCGCUUUUGAUGGAAAAGAAGAAAUACAUUCGCUCUGGAACAAGAGGGGAAAAAUGAGAGGUAGUGAACCAAAACAUAAAAAGGGAGGGAUGAUGGAGUGAAGUCAUGUGGGGAGGAAGGAGAGAGGGAGAACAGAGGGAGGGAGGGAGGGAGGAGUAACAUCAAGUGCAGAGUCAGAAGAGAGGAGGAACAUUAGAGAGAAGAAGCAGCAGCAGAAAGAGAAGGAGGAGGAGGAGGAGAAGACGGGUUGCUCUUAUAAACACCUUUACUGUUUUGGAGUAGCUUUGAGGACAAGGACGGACCACAAACACACACACACACACACACACACACACACACACACACACACACUGACUGAUGGUGGUGCUGGAUGGACCGACGCUGCUCACACACACACUUCCAGCUGUGCACGUAGGAGAUCGACCUGUGGGACGAGACAUGCACUUCUACUACGUGACAAAUGAAAACUCUCCUGAAAACCAGAGGACAACAGUGACUCUGGGGGACCACACGUGGGCGACCAUGUUGGGUCAGAGCGUGCGGCUGCAGCCGGUGACCAUCCAGAGCCUGUCGGAGCUGGAGCGGGCCCGGCUCCAGGAAGUGGCCUUGUACCACCUGGAGGAGCGAGACCUGGACUUCAAGAUCAGCAUCCCCAGAGAAAUACACAAACGGAGAAAAUCCCUGCGCAGGAAGUUCGACUCCUUCUCGAAGGAGAAGAAGGAGCGAGAAUCGGCUCAGAAGGCUUUCGGCAUCCCGCUCUCUCAGGUCAUCGCCAACGACCGGGCCUACAAGCGGCAGCAGGACGCCCUGAAGGAGAGCCGGCGCGACUGCCUGGACCUGGAGGCCAGCGUGCUGCGCUUCCGGGCCGAGAAGCGUCAGUUCUUCAACGGGAGCAAACCGCUGGUCGGCGCCGCGGCCCUCACGGGAGGGGGGGGCGGCGUCCCCCCCCCCGGGUCGCCCUCCGCCAACUCCGUGGCCCCGGCGCCCGUCUGCGAAAACCAGAACAAACCGAUGUCACCCACGUUUCUGGAUAACAGCAACCGGGGGCAGAGGAGGGGAGGUCUGUCGGUGGACUCCAUCUCCGACCUGGUGGAGAGUCAGUCUCGGCUGCUGGAGGCGCUGCAGCUCUCCCACCCGGCCGAGCUGGAGCUGAAGAAGUCUCAGGGCGGCGGCUCGUCCGAGGGCCGGACCCAGACCAAGCUGAGCCUCAACCCGAUCUACAGGCAGGUGCCCCGGGUGCUGGAGCGCUGCUGCAGCCACAUCGAGAACCACGGUCUUCAGACUGUGGGAAUCUUCCGGGUCGGCAGCUCCAAGAAGAGAGUGAGACAGCUGAGGGAGGACUUUGACGUGGGCGUGGACGUCCAGCUGGACGAGGAGCACAGCGUCCAUGAUGUGGCGGCGCUGCUCAAAGAGUUUCUGAGGGACAUGCCCGACCCUCUGCUGCCCCGGGAGCUGUACCCGGCCUUCCUGCACGCCAACAUGUUGAGAGGAGCCGACCAGCUCCAGUACCUGCAGCACCUCCUCUACCUGCUCCCGCCCUGUAACUGCGACACUCUGCUGCGCCUCCUCACCUUGUUACAGACGGUGCAGAGCUUCGCCCAGGACACCAUCGGAACCCAGGACGAGGAGAUCCCAGGGAACAAGAUGACAGCAGCCAACCUGGCGGUGAUCUUUGGUCCGAACCUGCUGCAGAGGGAGAGCGGAGGAGACGUGAGUCCUCACUCGAUGGGGAUCGAGGACAGCACGGCCAUCAUCAGCGUCACUCUGCUGCUCGUCCAGAACCACCGGAGACUCUUCACUGUGUCUGCCGAGGUGCAGCAGGAGGUCCUGAUGCGUCUGAUCCGAACCGACCCGGACAUCAUCGACUACCUGCUGCGUCGGAAACUCAGCAGCAGCCACCUGACAGCAGAGGGCGGCAGUGAGUCCGGAGGCCGCCGGGACACAGGGGCGUCUCUGGACUCUGUGGGGGCGUCCAGCGGGAGUCUGUCCCCUCUGGAGCCCCCCUCGCCUCUGUUCCCCCCCGAUGGCAGCGGGGGGGAGGGCAGCCUGACCAGCGAGGUGUUCCUCAACGUGCUGAAGCUGAACCAGAACCGUAAGCGGCAGGAGACCAGAUUCGGUGACGUCCCAGCAGGGAAAUCCAUCAGCCACAUUCGCCAGUUCCACUCCCACCACAACCUGCUCAGCCUGGCCCACUCCUCCCACUCUUCCUCCCACUCCUCCUCCCACUCCUCCUCCGAGCCUCAUGACCGCCGGGGCCCCCUGGGGGCGGCCCUCAGCUUCUCCCUCGGCGGCGGCGGCAGCUGCUCCAGCCUCAGCGGCUCCAGUGAGAGCAGCAUCUGGGUGAGGCAGGCGCCGCACGAGGACAGCAAGCCGUCGCCCGCCGCCAACUUCUGGGACUUCUUCACCGGGAAAGGGUCGGGAUCAGAGACGAUGGUAUGA